GCAAUAUAUAUUCAUUCACGGAAUCAGUGAAUUUUAGGGUUUUGUUAUCAAAUCUUGAUCGGCGAUGGAACGAACAAGCAACGGAGGAAUGUUGUAUCACGAGGUUCAAGAGUCAAAUCUGUGCGCCGUACACUGCGUCAACACGGUGUUGCAAGGACCUUUCUUCUCUGAAUUCGAUUUAGCUGCCGUCGCCGCCGAUCUUGACGGGAAGGAGCGUCAGGUUAUGCUUGAAGGUGCUUCCGUUGGAGGGUUUGCCCCCGGCGAUUUCUUAGCUGAAGAGUCGCACAAUGUUUCCCUCGGCGGCGAUUUUAGUAUCCAGGUCUUGCAAAAAGCUUUGGAAGUAUGGGAUCUACAAGUGAUUCCACUCAAUUGUCCAGACGCAGAGCCUGCGCAGAUAGACCCUGAGCUUGAAAGCGCCUUCAUCUGCCACUUGCAUGACCAUUGGUUUUGCAUAAGGAAAGUGAAUGGCGAAUGGUAUAACUUUGACAGCCUCCUCGCUGCUCCACAACAUUUAUCGAAGUUCUACCUUUCUGCGUUCCUAGACUCUCUCAAAGGCUCAGGAUGGAGUAUCUUCAUAGUGAAAGGAAACUUCCCACAGGAGUGUCCCAUGUCGUCUUCAUCUGAAGCUUCCAAUAGUUUUGGACAGUGGCUUUCUCCUGAAGACGCAGAGAGACUAAUAAAGAGCACGAGCUCAGUACGAGGUUCUUCUGCUAGAAACAACAGAAGUAAUGACAAUGUUGAUCAACAAAGACCAAAUCAGGCAUUGUCACACGAGGAAGUGCAGGCUUUUUCAGAGAUGGAAGAUGAUGACUUGAAGGCAGCAAUUGCAGCGAGUUUGCUUGAUGCUUCUGCGGCUGGGGCGAAUCUCGGCGCUGUGGGGACUUCUCAAGAGGAAACUGAGAAACAAAAAUAGCAGAGAAAAUAUAGAAGAAGUCUUAUU
Messenger RNA from Arabidopsis arenosa, 940 nucleotides. NCBI's taxonomy places the organism in Eukaryota, Viridiplantae, Streptophyta, Magnoliopsida, Brassicales, Brassicaceae. The record is from the annotation of a GenBank genome assembly.